This is a messenger RNA of Engraulis encrasicolus (European anchovy), 4925 nucleotides long. It is a transcript of the gene usp36, whose product is annotated as ubiquitin specific peptidase 36. Lineage: Eukaryota; Metazoa; Chordata; Actinopteri; Clupeiformes; Engraulidae. Gene Ontology annotation, molecular function: cysteine-type deubiquitinase activity. The record is from RefSeq and is a predicted model, not a curated record. The transcript has 22 exons. Gene Ontology annotation, biological process: regulation of apoptotic process; protein deubiquitination. Gene Ontology annotation, cellular component: nucleus; cytosol. The coding region runs from base 108 to 3551 and encodes 1147 amino acids.
UGGAGGAAGGAAUGUAACAAAAUGACGGUGUUCUAGCGACGCACCCCGUGUGUAACACUAUAUAGACGUUAUAGUCGAAGGGAAUAUCACAGUAAAAGUGAUGCACCAUGCCCAUAGUGGAUAAACUGAAAGAGGCCCUGAAGCCGGGCCGCAAGGACUCUGCUGACGAGGGCGACCUGAACAAACUGCUGGCCUCCUCAGCCAAGAAGGUCCUCCUGCAGAAGAUCGAGUUCGAACCCGCCAGCAAAGGCUUCAGCUACCAGCUGGAGGCGCUCAAGAGCAAAUACGUCAUCCUCAAUCCUCGCAGCGACACCGCCACGCCACAGAGGGCGACAGAGAGCGCACAGAUCAAGAGGCAGGGUGGAGACGGAGGCCUGGGUGUCCAAGGAGACGGCAUUCCGGCCCCUCAGAAGCACCUGUUCCCCGGCAACCGGCUGUCGCUGCGCUGGGAGCGCGUGUACCGCGUGGGGGCGGGGCUCCACAACCUGGGCAACACCUGCUUCCUGAACUCCACGGUGCAGUGCCUCACCUAUACGCCCCCCCUCGCCAACUACCUGCUCUCCAAGGAGCACACGCGAUCAUGUCAUCAGUCGGGCUUCUGUAUGAUCUGUGUAAUGCAGAAUCAUCUCAUCCAAGCCUUCGCCAACACGGGCAACGCCAUCAAACCAGUCUCCUUCAUUAGAGACCUGAAGAAAAUCGCCCGUCACUUUCGCUUUGGAAGUCAAGAAGACGCCCAUGAAUUCCUGCGGUACACCAUUGAUGCCAUGCAGAAGGCCUGUCUCAAUGGAUACCCAAAGUUGGAUAGGCAGACUCAAGCCACAACACUGGUCCAUCAGAUAUUUGGAGGAUACCUCAGGUCGCGAGUGAAGUGUUCUAUCUGCAAAAGCGUGUCGGAUACAUAUGACCCGUACCUGGACAUCGCCGUGGAAAUUCGCCAAGCGGCCAACAUAGUGCGAGCUCUAGAACUGUUCGUGAAGCCUGAUGUUCUGAGUGGGGAGAACGCCUACAUGUGUGCCAAGUGUAAGAAGAAGGUUCCAGCGACCAAGCGCUUCACUGUCCACCGGACAUCCAAUGUGCUGACCCUGUCGCUGAAGAGGUUUGCCAACUUCAGUGGUGGAAAGAUCACCAAGGAUGUUGGCUACCCUGAGUUCCUGAACAUCAGGCCGUAUAUGUCCCAGAGCACAGGAGACCCUGUGAUGUACGGCCUGUAUGCUGUCCUGGUGCACUCUGGGUACAGCUGCCAUGCAGGACACUACUACUGCUAUGUGAAGGCCAGUAAUGGGCAGUGGUAUCAAAUGAACGAUUCCAUGGUUCACUCCAGCAACAUCAAGGUUGUCCUGAACCAGCAAGCCUACGUCCUCUUCUAUCUGAGGAUUCCGGAGAGCAAGAAGAACGCUGACGGCCCCAAGCAAGGCAUCAGCCAAUCAGGGAAGACCAGCAUGACCCCUGACCUCAAGAAGAACCUCAACGGCCCGCUGUCAUCGCCACAGGUUUCCAAGAAACUGGAUGCGGCCCAUUUGAGGAAGAUCCAGUCUGUGGACAGCGGUCUGGGUGUGAGUGUUGCCCGCAGCACCAUGAACCUCCACUCCCCCAAACUCACCAACGGAUCCUCCGCCAACUCCAACUCCUCACAGGGCCCCAGAGGCCCCACUGUCAUCGAGGAGCCCUUGAAGAAGUUUAAGAAGCCCCUGCAACAGCCACGCCCACCCGGCCAGGCCUCCACCAAUGGCGUGGCCAAGUCAGAGAGCGGGCAGGAAAGGCGGGCGGACAGAAGCCUUGCCCAGUCGACCUCGCUCAAGUCCCUCUCCGACUCGGACACCUCUGACUCCAAGGACUCUGUGGGUACGCGCAGUGCUCCGGUGGGGGAGGUGGGGCCAGUGAACGGCACUGCAUCCCGCACAGCGUCGCCCUCUAAGGGGGUCAUGGAGCGGCUGAAGCCCCCCGCCCUGAACACCCUGGCAUCCCUACACAGCACCAUGAGCCCCCCACCUGCCAAACGCCUCGCUCUCUCCGCCAAGAAGGGAGCCAAUCACAGCUGGAGUCAGAGCACUGAGUCCCCGCCCCCGCCUUCAUCAUCCAAUCAUCCCUUGUUUGCCACCACCCAUCCCACUAAGCUCACCCCAGCUCAUCAUGCUCACGCGCCCGGGCACGUCAACCAGCACACACACAGGUUUUCUCCUUCUUUGUCUCCACUGAAGUCCUCAGCGCUCUCCCCAAAGCCCUCCAUGCUCAGCCCACCUCCUAAGCCCCCCCAAUCUGGCUCUCAAACCCCCAGCCCCUCUGCCACCCUGCCCCCGCCCUCCGACCCGCUCUCCAGCCCCCUCCUCAAGAAGAAGAAAAAGAAGAAGAAGAAACGCCGUCACUCAGAGACCAACGAGCCAAUAGCAGAGCCAGCUCAAAACCACAAGCCAAUCAGUGCCCAGGAGGAGGAGGAGAAGCAGGAAGGGCGGGACCAGUCGAAUGAGCCAGUGAUGCGCAAGAAGAAGAAGGCCAAGAGGAGGAGGCAGGAGGAGGGAGGGCAGCCGGGGCCGAGCAGUGUGGAGGCAACGCCACCGCCGCCACCGCAGCCUGCAGCCACCACGCAGGACGAGGAUUGGAAGAUGGGGGAGAGCUGGAGCCUAACGCCAGCCAACCCCGCGGCCACGUUACACCCACCACCAUCCUCAUCCUCCUCCCUCUCUGCCUCUUCGUCAUCCUCGCAGCCAAAAGCACAGCACACACACCCACACACCCCUGACACACAUGCUCAGAGCGCAGGCCACAGUCAGGAGCAGACUGAUGUGGAGAAGCAGAGGAAAAAGAAGAAGAAGAAAAAGAAGCUGCUGAAUGGAGGUGUGGGUGAGGCCAACCAUCACACAUCCUCGGAACCCAAGAGCGUCAAGGUGGAGGAUGUUGGAGCGAAACCAGGCCCUGUGGACUCAACAGAGCUGAGGAAGAAGAAGGGCAAGAAGAGGAAACGAAAGCUGGAGGAGGAGUGUGAGGGGGAGGAGAAGAAGAACCAGACGAAAGAGACGGAAAGAGAGGCAGUCCGGAAUACAAGCGACGGCGGUCUCCCUAAACCGGCUGAGAAGCUACCGGAGAAGACCACAAAGACUCCAGCUGCUCCCGUGGUGGUGUGGGAUAGCAAGGUUCAGGACGGCUACAAGCGGAACCAUGCCCCUGCUGCCGUGGCAACAGAUGGAGAGGGGCAGGAGUCCAGCGGCGGCCCCAAGGCAUGCUGGGACGGCAGCCGGGGAGGGGGAGGAGGAGGAGUGGUGGAGGAGCUGCUGAAGAACUCCAGUGACAAGGCCUAUGGGGCGUCAGUGCUUAGCUGGGAUGGAGCCUUCUCUGCCAUCAGUAAAGAUGCCAUCGAUGACGCCCGCAUGGCCAGGAGUGCCACCGUGAUUGACGAAUGGGACGAGGAGUUUGACACGGGAAAGGUGAAGAAGUUGAAGAAGUACAAGCAGGAGAAGCGUAAACGAGGCAACGUGUUCCAGAAGAUCCAGGACCAUCGCAGCAUGUGGUCUGUCACCCCCGGGGCCAAGAAGAGCAGAAUGGGCUUCCGCCACUGAAGAGAGAAGCAGUCUGUCUCGGAUAUGGUGUUGCAACCACACAGAGAAUUCGCCACAAGAUUUUGAUGGCCGUCAUCGGAAAGUGAUGUGAUCCGGUUUCCUCUCAUCCAGCAGGAGCUGCACCUGGGUCCGUCUUACGUCACGGUAAAUGUGACCCGUAACAAGUACCACGCCUGGCUGAAAUGCGUCUAAAAAGACAUAGAUUGUUUGAGGUGGAUAUCUGUGGCCCGGCCCUGUAUGUAUAUCAAGGGUGUGUUGGUGAGUGUUGGAAGAGGCUUCAAAAAUCUCUUGAGCCUGAUACAGACAUCUGCAAUACAUCACCACCCACCAAAAAAACACACAUUUCAUAUUAUUACCAUGAAAUUCAGAUUGGCACCACCCCCUGCCUAACACACACACACACACACACACACACACACACACACACACACACAAAUGUGUGUUUGCAGCAGUACCCCAGCACCAUCCCCAUCCAUGGGCACCCAUCUGCCCCCCCACCCCCACCCCACUCCUAACAACGGUGCUUGGCCAGCAUCCUCUCCCCUCUGCUCAACCGGUGCCUACAGACAUACAACUUUUAUUUUAUUUUUUAAUGGUUUUAUUUGUUUCUCAUGUUCAAGCUGCUUUUAUUUUAUCUUUUUGUUGUGAUUGUGAAUGAUAUUCAUGCCUUAUUCAGUGAGUUCAGAAAAACGGUUCAUGACAUGCGACAUAAACAUGGGACUUGAAAUGAAACCAGUGGAUGUUUCUCUAUCGGACAAUCCCUCUGCAUCUCCUUUGGAUAUUUUAACACCCGAGUUAUGGACGUGAAGGAGUAUUUUCAGUUACCCCUCCUGAGUACCGAUGCCAUACCAAUUCUGAUUCAAAUGGAAACGGAUUCUAUUGAUGAUGUCAUAAACAUGGUAACCUAACCAACACCUGUUUUUGGGGACGUGGGGCUGUGUGGCAAGUCUCAGCCACAGCAGAAGGACACAAGACUGUGGUGUGGGUUCCUUUUUUUUUUUUUUUUUUACCGGAGGAGGAAAUGCUGGUGUGUGUUUGUGUGCGUGUGAGUGUGUGAUGAUGGGUCUACAUUUUGGCGUCCGCCUCAUAUUUUUUGACUAUGCAAUUGUGCCAACCGUUCUUCUAACAGUCCACCCACCCACCCAUGUGGACCCAUGUGAUCAGUCCACCAUCUUCUCCACUCUACAGAGCCCAGCGUCCAGUCUGUCUCUCUCUCUCUCUUAUGGUCAUCGCAUAGUAUACCCGUCAGCCCUGUGUAAUUCACAUGUUCAGAUGUUUAUUAGUAGUAUACUGCGGGAGAGGGGGAAAAAAUGAAUUCUAUUUACUUGACCACAGAUGAAAAAAUAUAUCGAUAUGAAAGUGAUGAUAUUUAAA